Paramecium sonneborni is the source of this 244-nucleotide messenger RNA. Lineage: Eukaryota; Ciliophora; Oligohymenophorea; Peniculida; Parameciidae. The record is from the annotation of a GenBank genome assembly.
AUGGGAUGCACUUGCAGCAAUAGGAAGGAGUAAUCUCUAAAAAAGACGAUAAAAUCAACUUAAUCUACAUCAAAUCAACUAUUUCUUCUCGUCGAAACUAAAAUGUACAAAUUCUAUCGACCUCAUCAAAAACUAUAGAAUGUAUACAUAUUCAUUAAGAAUUAAGAUCUCUAAUAGCACAAUUCUAACCAGAAGAAGAAUAAAUAUGGAAAUAAAAGAUCUCGAAUCUUUAGAAACUAAAUGA